This is a messenger RNA of Rasamsonia emersonii CBS 393.64, 711 nucleotides long. RefSeq names its product Phosphoglycerate mutase family protein. Lineage: Eukaryota; Fungi; Ascomycota; Eurotiomycetes; Eurotiales; Trichocomaceae. The record is from RefSeq and is a predicted model, not a curated record. Bases 1 to 711 code for a protein of 236 amino acids. The transcript has 4 exons. Gene Ontology annotation, biological process: ribose phosphate biosynthetic process. Gene Ontology annotation, molecular function: sedoheptulose-bisphosphatase activity.
AUGGAUGUCCCCACCAAGAUCACAUCCAAAGUCUACCUCAUCCGCCACGGCGAGACGGACUGGUCCAAGGCCGGCAAGCACACGUCGCGGGCAGAGGUGCCGCUGUCCAAGACGGGCGAAGAGCAGGUCAUCAAGGCGCGCGACCACUUUAUCGGCGAGGGGAAGCUGAUCGAUCCGGCGGAUAUCAGUCGGAUUUACUGCUCCCCCCGAGGCCGGGCACGCCGGACAUGCGAACUGCUCAACCUGGGCCAUCACGGGCGUCUGCUCUGGGAGGAAGAAACGCCCGAGACGCCCGGACGCACCAACCUGCAGACCAAGGUCGGCACGCCGGUGCUGGUCACGGAGCGGCUGAGGGAGUGGGACUAUGGCGACUACGAGGGGAUGACGAUCAGCGAGGUGCACGAGCUGCGCAAGACGCGGGGGCUGGACAAGGACCGGGAGAACGAUGGCAAGACGUGGAAUAUCUGGGUGGAUGGAUGUAUCGGACCGUCUCGACAGUCUGAUCAAGGAGAUCCUGAAGUUCAUGGAGACGGCUGGACCGACGCCCGGCGGCAAGACGAUUCCGCGGCCCAAGAACAUCAUCUGCAUUGCGCACGGACACAUCCUGGCCUCGAUGGCGCUGCGAUGGGCGCAGCAGCCGUUGAAGAACGUUUCGAGCAUGACGAUAUUCGCGAGCCGGGCAUUAUCCUGGGACGGCGGGCAGGGCUGUAG